AUGCGACCGUGGCUGGCGUUUAUAUGGGCAAAGGUUUUUUGUUCGUUGGAUGAAAAUGAAUUAUUGUAUUAGUUAUUGUAUUAUGAAAAACUGUUUGCAGAUAUUAGCGGUGGACCCGACGUGUCAGGCUGAACUCUUCAAGGAAAACGGCGACGAGAGCACGAUUGGUCAGCCGGUUUUGCCGAAGAACCAACACGUGACUCUGCAGCAGAGCUAUCACGGCUCCUCGCAACACUCGAGUAUGUAGGAAAUAUCAAACAUUACGCCGAAAAUCAAAAAAAAUCUGCCGGGUGACUGAAACUUGAAUCUUGCGCUUCGUUGGUCAAUUUGGCAGUUAGAGUUCAAAGGGUUUUCCUUUACUGAUGAAAAAUUUUUUCUUUCACUGUUAAUUUAUCUCGUCGCACUGAUUUACGGGCGAAGAGGGGUUCAAAACGGAUAUUUCUAGCAAAAGGGUGCAACGAAUCCUGCACAGUAGACAGUGUAACCAUUUUGAAGUCAGUUUCCCAGUUGACUGUUGAUAGAAAUGACAGAAUUGAGAUUUCGUUGGACAUUUAAUUUCCCUUUUCUCUGAUACGCAUGAGCCUAUGUUUGGACCAUAGAAAAUUGGAGAACCUUUAAAAGGGAAAAGGAGACUUUCUUUCUCUCAACGCGUUCGUGUUUUUCAGUGCCUCGAAGAUUCGAGCGAAGACUCAUAUGCCUUGCUUAAUAAUAUUUUUUCCCUUAAGGUCAACCGGAUCAGCAUUCCGGAGGUCAUCACCAUCACCGGCAGAGACAACCUGCCGAAAGCCAACAGCCGCCCGGCCAUCCUUCGACACCUCAGCCAGGCGACAAAAAUAAGCCAAAGACUCCGUUGAGGUGGUUGGAUUUGACUUUUCCAACACAGUUUUUUCACAUCGCUGAAGGUUUUGAACUUUAAGUUUCAGUUAAAGAGAACGAAUAAUUUCUUAAAAUGUUUUCUUGAACUCCGCUGUUGGCGCUCUCAUAAGUUUAUGAGUUAUCUUGAAGAAUCAACUUACUCCUAGAAUAAUCGAGUUUUGUCUUUACCAUCUUUCAAUAAGUUAUAAACAAAGGUUUGAAAUUUUUAUUUCCCAAAAUUUUUUAUCAUUUCAAUCACCUGUUCUUCAUUUAUCAACAACUUCUGAUCUUUUAAAUUCUUCUUUUGAAGAUAUCUGUAUUUUGUGGCGAUUCUAAACGACCCGGAAACGUCUCCUCGUCAGAAAAUCGUCCCAGCCUUCGUUCUCGCUACUCUCUUUCACAACAACUACAAGUUGACCGGCGGGAAUUUUAUAGGGGAAUUUCGAUGUUUUUCAGAGUCGCCCAGGAGAACUUGACGGAGAAGGGAUUCGUCAACCUCUGCACAGAACUUCUCUGUGACAACGAUGCUAGAGAGUGUCGUCUUUUGAAGCUUUGGAUUUUGAUUGGAUUGGGUCGUUUGUGGUCGGAUUAUAACGACGCUCGGUGGCAGGCAGUUCGAUUGGUCGCCUAUGAUAAAGGUAUAUGAUUUUUUAGCUAUUCAAAGUAAUCGAAUAAUUUUUCAUUAAAAGUGAAAAAGCUGUAAACGAGAAUAUGUCAGAAAGAAAGACACACGGCUAAAUUCAAGAAAAAAAACUUCAUUCAUAGUGCAAGUGAUCUUUCAUUCUUAAAUUUUUUUUUAUAAUCUUUUUCUAUCUUAUCCGUUCAUAUCAGUUUUCUUUAGGUCAUACUUGAACUGGAUGACGAAUCGCCGGAAGUUCGUGCCGCGGCGGCUUUUGCCAUCGGAAGUCUGCUCAAAAACUCUUCGUUCACCAACGAACACGCCACUGUUAUAGGUUGGUUCAAAAAGUGUUUUUUUGUAAAGUUUUAAUUGCAGACCAGCAACUGGCCGAUCAACUUUGCAAGAAAUGUACUUUUGACGGCGCUGUUUUGGUUCGCGAAGAACUUAUAGUUGCCCUUCAGGUUUUUUUGUGUUUGUAUUAAAAAUAAAAUUCAAAACUUCAGUGGUUUGUGUUCGAUUUCGAGCAACGAUUUGUCAAAGUUCUGUUGGAAUUAUCGCGGAAACUCCAUUUCGAAGUCCCCAAAAAGACUGAGGACAUUGAAAAUGAAGCGAUUGAUAUCGCUUCCCACAUGCCUUCCACAAGGUCCCAUGCCGACAGAUUGUGCGUUUCCUGCCUUUUCUUCCAAAAAAAAUAUUAUUCUUUCAGAGACUCCACUGACGCUGGAUCAUCCUCAAUGUACAAGAAGAAGCUGCAUAGCAGCGUUUUUGUAUCAGCAAUGGAAGAGGUGAAAAAAUGAGCUGUUCAGUUCGAACAUGGUGAUCUUCAGACGGUUUCUCAAGGCGCAAGAAGAAAGAAGGAAAUUCCAGCAAUCGGCGUCUCUUUUGCGGCCGAUUAUGAGUUUGAGGACGAGGAUUAUAGGUUUUCAGCUUAUAAUGAAUUUUCUCAGCUCAUGUUGAGACUUCUUAAUGAGACUAGGAUCACUAGAAAAGUUUUUUUUUUCAAAUUUGUACUCGAAAAUUUUCCUUGAGGCCUUUAAAAAGGAGAUUUUUAAAGUCUAAAAAUUCAAUUUGUCUUUUCUGGAAGCUACAUAAGUCUGGCAGAAAAAAAUCAAAAAUUUCUUUUACACGGCUUGAGGGCCAACUUUUCGAGUUCAGACUUGGAAUUGGUUGCAUCUAGCGAAUGUAUUUUUUUCAGAAAUUUUCAAGAAACGGAUGAAUGGGAUAUUUUUACAGAAGGAGAGCGUUGCUUCAAAUCAAGCACUUGGAGGGAAGUUAUGGAGAACCGGUGGCCAGAGCCUGGCUCGCCUUGCUCCGACUAUCCCUCGAUCCGAUGCAACAUGUCCGUUUGAGAAUCUAGGAAGUCCCCUGAAUACACAAAGUUUAGGUCGCAAGGAUGGCGCAACGAAUCGUGAAACGAGUGGAGAUGCAGUCGCACAAAAUGAAAGAGACUAUCAGCGAAAAGCUGGCGACUCUCAGUCAGAACCAGGUCUCGAAACGAAAAGUCUUUGGAAUUUUUCACCUACUCUACAGAUGGCUCGUCAAUUGUCGCACAUUGAGAUGAGGUCUCCCCAGCCAGAUGGGCCGCCUUCCACCGCCGACUUUUUCCGGCAAACUUCCGCUCUUUCUAAAACCAGCGAUAAUGGUAAGGGUUGGGGAUUUUCCAGGGAUCAGAUAAUACUUUCAUGAAAAUAUCGUGCCUUCAGAAAAAUUCAGUUUUAAAGCUCACAGAUUCAUUUUCAACUUCUCAAAAGCUGCAAAUUCAAGAUCUCUCCUAGAAAUUUCUUUUUCCAGGACAGUUUUUUGUCAUCUUUUUCAGUUUCCGAUUUAUUGACUUCAAAAUUUGGCUGAAGAAGUAUCUCAAAGCGCGCUCUGUCGUUAAAAAAAAGUUUUACUGUGCCCUCAAAGACGUCAAGUCAAACUUCAAUAAAAAAAUUGUUUGGGUUUUUCAAAAAUGAAGUUUCGACAUUUUUGGACUCUCAAAUCUUUUUUUUUCUCAGGAAAAUUACGCUUUUAAAGAAUUUUUUCGAUCAGACCUCAACGUAACCGAGACUGAACUCUUUUCCCCACCACCUAAAAAGUUUUCUAUAAAUCCUUUUCUUGUGAGAUUUCUAUUUGAAAGCAUCAGGACACGUGAGAUUCGUGGUGGGAAGUCCAGCAACGGCGGCCGUUCGGAUAUCUCCCGCAGAUCGGGCGGCGGUGUUCGGCGAACUCUUCUCCAAUGACUCCUCCCCCGUCGCCUCAGAAGCCGGCGAUCAACGUCUUCGAGUCGACAGCGCCGGUAUCGACUUCCAUAACUCCCCAAUCUUCAUCAUAUUCUUUCAAAGGUGAAAACUUUUUGGCCACUUCUGGCGACAAAAGAAGCUCUCUGUCCUCCUCAAGCCAUCCUCCCAUGAAAUUCGCAGUUGGCUCGCCCAAAGACUACGAAGAUGAGAUGAAAAGUGGUAAUUGUAUGAUUCGAAGUCUCAUUGUCCCGGUUUGCAGCCUCUGUGGCCUCGGAAGAGUUCUUGGAGGAUAUUCUGAGCAACACGGCACGGACCUUUACGCCGAAACGCGUCACGACGGGAAGAGGAGAGUUCACGAAAGAGGGCGAGUCUGUGGCUCUCCGCAAGGUGAUCAACGACCCCCUCGUCUCCACGCAGUUCAUACCUUGGUGCAGUCGAGUCUUCGUCGAGCCCAUCAUGCAAGUUCUGCAGGUUCGGCGUAUUUCUUUCGCAAGAAAGCAAAUGAUUAGACAGGGGCGCCCUGGUCAAGGCGACCGCAAUCUAAAAGAAACUAGAGACUUGUAGAUAGGAACUUGACUUUUAAGAAAACUUUCUCCUUUGAAAAGUCAGAGUUUUUUUUUUGCCAAUUUCGAGAAUUUCUGAAUUGAAACGUUGUCAGGUGAUUAGUUCGAAAUAUCUGAACUUUAUCAGAUUUUAUCGAAUCCUCUACAUAAACACUUUUUCACAACGAAUCAUGAAAAAACUUGAAUCGACAGGAAUGAAAUAGAACUUUUUCCUAGAGAGAGUUCCUCAAAUUAAACGAGCACGGGUGUGGCUUUCCAUCAAAUAAAUUCAGAGCGAUGCAACCGACGACAGAACCUCGGACGAGGUCCUGACACGAACUUCGCCUUCCGACUGGGCGAUGCACCAGCUCGAGGGACAUCGGCAAACGGCCGAAACUGAUCUAAAGGCUCUUCGAAACCCAACGAAGGUCGGCCCAUCGGAAAAACCGACCAGAAUUUUCGAGCGGCUUCUAUCCAAUGAUGUGCGUAACCCUAUUGUCUUGUACGCCGUUCGUACCGACUUGAAACAGUCUAGCUUGUCUGGGUCUCUUCUCCAUCAUCUCCGAGGUAAUAGAAACGUGAAAUAGCAGGCAAAAAUAAGAGUGUCCCCGAUAAAUUAUACUGUUUCAAGUCGUGGUGAAUAGGCGAUAGUUUGUGUUUGUUCAAACUGCUUCUUCUUCCCUCUCACGCUUCAAAAGAAUUCUGAAGACAACUUUCUGUUUCUAGGGCCAGUCUUCGUCGAAUCCUUCUCAAGUUAUGACCCCUGUAUACUUGAAAACGAAACAAUUCAAAAAUCCUGUGACGGCGGUGGCGACGUCGAAAAUCCGGAAGUGUGUCUACGCGACGGACGGCGAGAAGAUCAGCAUAAUUGUACACGAAAAAGAUGUCAGCCACUGCCGGACCUUCGACUGCAACGGCGGCAAUCCUUUCACCAAUGUUAGACUUUUGUGUUUUUUGCUGGUUUGGGGACGAAAUAGUUGUGGUGAAAUUAGAACAAGAAAGAAUAUAUCUUGGAAGAUUUUUUUUUUCAAUUGGUUAUUCUAGCUGUCAUGUCGUGUAAAUCAAUAAGGACAUAAAAUAAGUAAGAGCAAAUUUAAAACCGGAAGAAAACCAUAUUUAGGUUAGUUUUGAUCGUGAGCUUUCAGUUGACUAGCUUAAAAAAACUUUGGAGGUCUAAACUUCUUCUUUUCACAUAACUUUGAGAUGGCUUGGUCUUCUAUUUUUUUUUUUGGGCUUGAACUUCUCUUAUCAGUGGUUCUCAUUUUCAAUCAACAAAAAAAAACAAGCAGUCUUGAUUCCUGUAUCAAGAACAUAAGCACAGAGACAGGGAGCAAAAUAAAAGGCGAAUAUUGUUUUUACAAACCUUUCUCCUUUUUUAGGCAGCAAAAGCCAAUCACCUUGUGAGACAAAAAAUCAUGAACUUUUCACGUUUUUAAACCUCUUUCCGAGUUUCAGGACCACGUCUCGCAGCUGAUCACUAUAAACGAAGAGGCCCGUGAAAUGAUUCUCUGCUGCUCUCCCAUCGGCAUCAUUCGAGUUGGAUUCCACCUCUCCAAGAAGUUUUAUAAGACAAUUGAUUAGAUAUGGGAUCCUUGCUACGACUCCUUCUCCGCCGGCUACGAACGAGUCCCAGUUCUUCUGACGUCGGCGUUCCCGUUGAUGGAGUACACGAAGUACUCCAACACGGAGGCCGCCUGUCUUUUCGAGUAUGAAUAGUCCUUUUGACAAUGUUUCCCGAAUGAAAAGCCGCUAUAUGGGUAGAUUGGAAAGAAUAAUCGACGAGCAGAGUUGAAAAUGAAUAAAAUGUAGAAAACGGUUGAAAAACAAACUGGGAAGAAAUUAGGAAAUAUUGGAUCUUUUGAAAUUUGUUUGGCGGGUCCAACCGGAAAGCCCUGAAGUGGACGGGUCUACCCGCAGAGCCCUAACUCGAAGCUACCUUUGACUCAAAUCAAUUGCGAGCCACCUUUUUUCGAAUUUUUUUUCUUAUGUUCUGUUCUUUUUCAAUGUUUUCUACUAUUUUUUUGAUGAACACAUGAACAUAAUCAAUGAAUAAUUGAAAAAGGAAUGAAAAGAGCGAAAAACGGAAUUUUCAAAGAGUCGAUGGCGGUUGAAUUGAACACGUGCGAAGGACCGCGAACGCACACGCUACGCGUCCCUCCCCCUGCCCCGCCUCCCUCGCCUUUCAAGUCGGGAAACAUUGACUAUAACUUCUGAACUUUAGUUGAAUCGAUAGAAAAUAACUGUAUUGGCGUAUCAAAACGUCGAAUUUAGUUGGAACCAGUCCUCCGGUCGCGUUCUCUGCACUGGACCAAAAAGCGUUCGAAUCUGGGAUGCUCACUACGAGAAGACCAUCCAGGACAUCCACUACCCUCAGAGGAGCGCCGGAAUCGGUCCGCCAACGGCGCUGAGCGGCGACCUCGACAGUGACAGUGACCUCGUCGCCGUUGGUAUGUUCGGUUUCGAAAUGAAGAGAACAAAAAGUAUAAGUUUUUUUUACUUGAUAAGAAAACUCUACGCAUGUUUUCGAACUCCCCUCCAAACGAGUUAUCAAAAAAUGUCUCGUUUACAAGAUGUCAAAUUUGAUUUUAGCUAGUUGCUUUGGUUUAAAAAUCCUUUGCAGGCUUCUCGGACGGCAGUGUCGACGUGUACGACCUCCGGAUGCCGAAGCACCGGGCUCUGCGUCUCGCCCUGGAAACGACUCUCUCGUCGGUCAUGCACCUGUCGCUGCGACGUCAGGAGAACUCCAACGGCACGGUUUUCGCCUCGAAUCGAAACGGACUUGUCGUCACCUGGGAACCUCGGAUGUACAAGGAACCCGUCCAGAAACUCCAGAUUCCCUGGCCAAAAGAGUCGCACAAGGCGAUGAGCGUCCAUUCCGACGCCACGCAUUUCGUGACGACCAGCGCCGAUUUGAUCCGCUUCUACGACGUCAAUGGACCUCUCCUUGCACGGCUCCGCGGAAAAAUCGACAGUUUGUUCGGGAGAAUCGAAAGAAUUUCAUUCGAUAUUUUCCAGAAGUCGCAACAGAGAAACAAAAUGGCACCCCAUUUUAUCCCGAAGUUACGGCGAUCACCAUGCAACAAAUUAGGCGAGUUUUGAAAUGAAUGAAAAGUUUUAGAAAAUACUGGGUAGCUCGUCGUUAAAAUGAAUUUUUUUGGACUUUGAAAAAAAUUCGAAAAAAGAAAAAAAAAAAAAAAGAGUUCGUCUUUGUAUUUCAAAGCUUUCUAUUUAGAUUCCAAUAAUUAUAUUUUCAUUAGACAAAAGUUUAUCUCAUUAUAUCAAAACCGUCGAUUUGCAGGUACCAAGUUGUGGCAGGCUUCAGCGACAAGACUAUUGGAAUUUUCGCACCUGGCGUGCCCCCUUAAGGUUUUCUUUUGUUCAGAGGAGAUCAAUAUCAUUACGAUUUUUUUGCAGGCAACGAUUCCAAUGGAUCCGCUCUGCUUGACAGUGAACCUGUACAGUAUUCUUGGCUUUGUCAUCAAAUGA
Molecule: messenger RNA, 7724 nt
Organism: Caenorhabditis auriculariae
Lineage: Eukaryota; Metazoa; Nematoda; Chromadorea; Rhabditida; Rhabditidae
Source: the annotation of a GenBank genome assembly